Messenger RNA from Porites lobata, 4434 nucleotides. The record is from the annotation of a GenBank genome assembly. Lineage: Eukaryota; Metazoa; Cnidaria; Anthozoa; Scleractinia; Poritidae.
AUGUUUGUGAUGGGAGUGAAUGAGGACAAGUAUGAUCCAAAAUCUAUGACAGUUGUUAGGUAUGUUGAUGGAUUGUGCUUUAUAGAAGUUUUUUUUAGUCGUGAUGGUCUUGAAGUGAGUAGUAUCACUUUUGGUGGGUGGAAGUAGUAAUCGCAGUUAUUAUUCACUGAAAAUAAAUCUCAGUUUAUAAUUAGCUCAAACUGCCCGGCUAAUUUUUCAUAACCAGCCAACUUUGACCAAAUUUGCUUGAUUUGUUUUUACGCCACAUUGCAUCGUUUUAAUUCAUUGAUGUUUCAAACUUCAUAGAUCAAAAUAAUUCCCAUUAAUCCAUCACCAUCCAUCCCAAUCAAAGAUUCUUUUGACUUUUCAAUUCUUUGACUGAAGAGCAUGAUAUUGAAAUUAAAAAUAAACUCAAUUAUGAAAAAACUAUGGUCAAAAUUUAUUAUAACAUAGCUAGUAGAAUAUUCGCCUAAUCAAAUUCAAUAGCACGAGCAUGCUAUAUAUUCCCAUUGAGCAUGCUGAUGACGUCAACAAACUAUACCAUUGAGUUCUUGUGAGCUUAGCAAUCCUCCCAAGACGUCUCCUAAGUGCAUUGGUAACUCAACAGUACACUAUGAAGCGUUAACCAUGUGUUUUAUAAAGAGAACACUUUUGAAUUUGUCAAUCAAUAGUAGCGAAAAGAGGCGAGUGUUGUUGUUGUUGUUGUUGUUGUUGUCGCCUCCACGAACUGUGAGGGCUGUGGUGUGUGCAAAUCAAUUUUUUGCACUUGGGAAGUUUGAAGAGCACUCAAGAGGCUCGAGCAACUCUUGCGCUUCUUUCUUGCUCUCCAAACUUCCCCACGCGCUCAAUAUCUCGACAUACGCACGCUGACACAUGAACUAAUAAUAUUACUGUUAAUUGUUCCAAGGAACACUUGACCAGUUUUAACUUUACCUCGUGCGAUCUGUGACAUUUUUUUUACCCCUAGCAAUGCAUCAUGCACAACCAACUGCCUUGCUCCUUUAGCCAAAGUCAUGAAUGACAAUUUUGGAAUGGAAGAGGGUUUAAUGACCACGAUCCAUGCUUAUACUGCCACACAGAAGACUGUUGAUGGACCAAGUGGAAAGGUAUGUGCCAAGCAAAGCUUCCAAAAAAAUCUGUAAAAUGAGAGCUACAUGUGUUAACCACAUCAAAAGAGAACUUUAAAACACCCCAUUUUUCUGUAGAUAAGUGUAAAAGGUUGGAACACUUAUUCACAAGAUGCAGUAACAUGUUGUGGCAAUAUGUGAUGUUGUGGGGACAAAUCACUUUUUGCUUAUUUCAAAAUUUUUCUGAAAAUCUUGUCUCCGCAACAGAAUUUUGCCGAUGCAAGAAGUCGCACAUAAUCAAACCAGUGGACACAAAGAGAUUUGUUGCUGCAAAGUGUCAUGCUACCUGAUGCCUGAAUUGAACACAAGGAGUGUUUUUUUGGGAUGACACGUCACCUAGUGUGUUCAAACUUUGAUAAGUUUUCCCCAACCAUUUUGCUAACAAUCCAGUUUAGAUGAUUUGGCAAAUAAAUUCUGGGAUAUGAACCAAGGGUGGUGUUGAAAAAUACAUCAUGUUUGAACUUUGGGUAUUUCCCCUUUUUCUCCAUCCCAGAAAUGGCGUGAUGGCCGCGGAGCUCAUCAGAAUGUAAUUCCAGCAUCUACAGGUGCUGCUAAGGCUGUUGGGAAGGUUAUCCGUGAAAUGAAUGGAAAGCUGACUGGUAUGGCGUUCCGUGUUCCUGUUCCAGAUGUCUCUGUGGUGGAUCUUACCUGCAGACUCAAGAAGGGGGUAAGGCGCCGCCUCAUUGUAUGUUGAACAGCACUGUUGGUUUUAUUGUGUUGAUGACCUACAUGUAGUGUGACACCAGUCAGAGCCUUUUUUUUAAAUAUUUCAUCAGCCCUCAGUGGCCAAUUCAAAAAAUGAAUUACAGUCGAACCUCCAUAUAAUAUGUGACCACCUAUUAAAAAUGUGAGGGUUUUCUCGGUUAAAGCCUUAGAGUUGGACCCUGUCUUAAACGACCACUUCUUGUAAGCAACUGCUACCACUUUUUGGGGAUGACAGUUAAAUAACUUUCCUUAAUUUGUUUUUAACCUUUUUUAAGGGAUCACUUGAUGUUUGAUUUAUGUGUUAUGCUACUUAAAGUAUAAAAAGAUCUUCUAGCAACAAAUAUGACUACACACAUCGCAACUUAGAAAUUGCAUGCUGUGAAUUAUAUUCCAUAAUGUAGAUGUGAUCGGACCUCUUCUCAGAAAAGAACCCCUGUGGUUUGAUUCUUGUAAGUUAUCGACUGUAAGCGACCACCAAAUCUGCUCAUUUUGGGUGGCCAUUUAAGGGAAGUUUGACUGUAAUUUUAAAUAUAGACUGGAAACAUAACAAAUUUUUGUUCUGAAAUAUUUUGGCUGAAUCACCCAGCCUUCAACAGUUGAUUGUACAUGGUUUUGUAGCUGUCACAAGACCUUAGAGCAGCCAUUUGAUGAGAGUGUGGUAUUGUAGAUGUUUGUUUGCUCCAUUUAACUGUUACACCCACAACCAAAAUGUUUGAGGUUACAUUAUAAAAUGGUGGUAGCCUAUAUCCUGCGUUGGAAUUAAACAUCCUAUCUGUCUCACAGUAAACUGAGCAGACACAAAAGGGACCGUGGCAAAUCCAAGAUGGCCUUUAGUAGCAAAUGUCUAUAAUAAAUAAAAUAAUUUGCACACAAUUAUCUAGUUGGUGAAAAAUAUUAUUCAUAAAUUGUCUAUGGAAUCUGUGAUAAAAAAUAAUGCAAUCAAAUCUCACACAAUGGCCACAAGAAAUUGGUCAGUGUAGAGAGGUGGCCAUCGUAGAGAGGUUUAAACAAGAGUCAAUGUAUGGACAGUCUGCCAAAAAAAGUGGCUGUUGUAAAGAGCCGUGGUCAUUAUAAACAGGUUGGGGCCAUAAGUGGAGGUUUCAUUGUCUUUGAUGCAAAGCCUACAUUAACCCCAAUAUCCACAUGCAAAUUCUCCAAACUGAUCUCUAUACAUUUCCUUUAAGAAUUAGUUGAGAGAAUGUGAUAAAAGAUCAUGGCAUUUUGUCUUUAAUGAUCAUUUUAUUCAUUCUCAUAACUUGAUCUCUUGACAAUGUAUGGAUAUUGCUAGGAGAAAAUUGAUGUUGGUCAUUAUUGUGACUUAAAGGGUUAAUUCAGGCUUACAUUGUUAAAAGCAAAGUUAAAACUGAACAUUCAAGCCAUGCAGUGUUUUGCUUAGUGUUCUUCUGUAGCAACUUUGCACCAAUUCCCCGUCGUACUAAUUUACAAAUAAGUUACAUCCCAUUUUCUUUUUCAUUCAUUCUUUCUUUAUUUCUUUUCUGUUGUAGGCAUCAUAUGAUGAAAUUAAGGCAGUGAUGAAGAAAGCAUCAGAAGAUCCAGCACUUAAAAAAUACCUUGGAUACACUGAUGAACAAGUUGUAUCCACUGACUUCAUUAGCAGCACUUAUUCUUCAGUCUUUGAUGCUGCAGCUGGAAUUUCUCUGAAUCCAAAUUUUGUGAAGCUUGUAGCCUGGUAAGCAAAAGCAUGCACCUUAAAAGUCCUUGAAUGUCCUUGAAUUUUCAAAUAAAAAUCCAAGCAAGGCCUUGAAAGAGCUUGAAAAUUGCAGUUGGUGCUUUCAAUUUUGGUAAUAACUUUAUCCGACCCAGAUUCUCACGUGUUUAAAAGGAACAAACACAGAAAGACCUCCAGGAUAAAAUUGCUCUUGUUGUGAAAGAAUUAAAAAGACUUUAAAAAAGACAUAGUUUCAAGGCUUUGUUUGCACUAAAUGGGGUCCUUGAAAAAUAAAAUGUAAAAUAUGUCCUUGAAAAGUCCUUGAAUUUUUUGCUCAAAACAGUACAUGACUUGAGUUGGGAGCAGUUGUUGUUGGGGUGGAUUGGGUGCUCCUUGCUGGAGUCUUGAGUCAGAGUUGUAUGUAUACAGCUCUCUCGGGAGCUAACAAAUACAGCUGAACUUAAUCUGCUAUGGCAUCGCCAGCAGCAAACACUGUACAACCUCCUUGGUUUUUGAGUGGCGCACCUACUUUGAAGUUGAAUGUUGAGUUCUGCAAUCUUCAACUUUUGAUCCCUAAGAUGAAUGAUUAAUAAUAAGUGCCUUUUACGGCUUAUAAGGGAAGCAUAAAGCAGUUGUUUUUAGGUCAUCUUUGAUUUAACAACCUUUGAACAAUCCUUCAAUUACUUGAUCUAGUUAGAGGGUAUGAAGAUACUGCAAAAUCCUGAAUGCAUUUUAAAUUAAUUAAUGUGUUAUGAAGUGUUUGUAUUCAUACUGUCUGACCCUCUACUAGUAAUAACUUGGUUAAAUUAUUCAUAGGCAAGGUCAGCAAAAUCGUUCUCAAAAUUUUCUGUCUUUUUUCCCAGGUAUGAUAAUGAAUAUGGCUACGGCCACCGCGUUGUGGAUCUUAUCAAGUACCUUGCUGGCAAGGAGUGA